Messenger RNA from Helicoverpa zea (corn earworm), 1733 nucleotides. RefSeq names its product sesquipedalian-1-like. The record is from RefSeq and is a predicted model, not a curated record. Gene Ontology annotation, biological process: retrograde transport, endosome to Golgi; receptor recycling; endosome organization. Gene Ontology annotation, cellular component: recycling endosome; trans-Golgi network; early endosome. The transcript has 4 exons. Bases 204 to 1241 code for a protein of 345 amino acids. Lineage: Eukaryota; Metazoa; Arthropoda; Insecta; Lepidoptera; Noctuidae.
AAAUGUCAAAAUGUUGUUUUACUGGUGCAGUCAGUAGCCUAGCUAAGUAAUUUUUAUUUCGUUCUUAUAUUUUGGUACGAAUGUGAUGGAAAAAAAGUAAAGAUAAUUGACAAAUGGUGUGCAAAAGCAUUUCAUGAUUACUUUUAUUACGUUUCGUCCACGUAUUCUUUUAUGUUUUAUUAUCCUAACAAAUUUUUGUUCAAAUGAAAUGCAAUAUUCGAGAACUCGCUCAUUUGAGCGAUCAACCUUGUGUUAUUGAAGGAAGAUUAAACUAUAAAAAGGUAUCUAAUGGCGGUUAUCGUAAUCAGGCAGUUUUCAAAGAGCGAUGGUUUCGGCUGAUAAAUAAUUAUUUAUUUUAUUUUAAAAUAAGUGAAAUGGGGAAGUUUGAUACGAAAAGUCCAGCAGGAAUGUUUGUAUUAGAGAAUUCUUCAAUACAGAUGGAACAUGGCCAGAGUAUACCAUUUUCAUUUUCAAUAUCAUUUAUAGAUGAACCUGAAAAACGCCAUGUUUUUGCGGCUCGUGCUGAAGAUAAUGUGGUCCAAUGGGUGAUGAAACUAAGAGAGAGCUCUUAUGAAUAUCUACGCAACAGACUUCAUGCACUGCAGUCAAAAAUAUUUGCUAUCACUGGAAAGGAUCCCUUGUUGCUGGUACCAAGAAAUGAAGGAGCUUGUUUGUGGGCACCAGCCGUACCAUUUUCAACAGCUCCAGCUUGCACUGUGAACACAAGUUCCUUUAGUUGUCAUCUGCAUACCAAUGGCGCGUUUACACUUGAAAGAAGCAAAUCAGAUGUCCAGGCUCAUAAGCACUUCCAAUCAGAAUACUCGAAAAAGGCGACUUUUUAUACUGACGAUCAUAAAAAGACUGAAAAACAUGAAGAAACUUCUUGUGAAGUGUAUUCUCUUGGGCGAAGUAAAACAGCAGCUCUGAUGCCAGGCAGCAUGAAUCCAAUAGACACUUCAAUUUUCGACAACCGGCCGUUGUAUUCUCGAGCAGCACCAAGUCCGCCUGUCAGAACCAAGCUGUCGCCAAACACUAGGCGAGUUGAAAUAAAUCAAGAAGUCAAGUAUUUUGCUGAACAAAGUAGACAUUUAGGCAUAACAAGUAUCUUAGCUGAAGCUCCAAUUCCGCCUAGAAGAAAAGUAUCCCCUAAAAAUUUAGAGGCUCCAAACCCCACUGUAGACUUAACAAAUACUUCCAGUAGAGAUAAUACAGAUGGAAGUGAUGAUCUGAUAAAAUUUUAGUUGUAGUAUACUAGAUAGAGAUCCCACCUAUUACUUGUGUAGUAACUUGCCAGUUGUAUAUAUAAUUGUGGAAUUACAAUAAUAAUUAUUUUUUGUAAUGUUGAAAGUAUUUGAUAUCCAAUGUUUAAGAUUUAAUAUUUAGUAUAUGGAAGACAGCCUUCCAGUAACUGUAGGCGACAGUGACUCAUAGAAAGAAGUAAGGACUCGAGAUUUUUAUAAAUUUGAUAGAUUUCAUAAGGUUUAUAUAGUAAAAUUAAACCAAAAACAUAGGUAUAAUGAACACUCAGUAGCAUUUUUGAUAGCCAUUCGUAAUUUGUUUUAUUCUAAGGUAAAUAUUUGUACAAACAAAACGAACUACCUUUAUGAUGCUAUGUCCCGUAAAGUAUUUGAACAAAGUAAUGUAGUAAUGUUUGCUUGGAUAUUGCCUAUUUUAAAAUAUAUUUGGUGCUCUUAGCAAACAAGCUUAUAAAUAAAAAAAUAUAUUUUAAUGAA